Penicillium vulpinum is the source of this 1392-nucleotide messenger RNA. It is a transcript of the gene ppe1, whose product is annotated as putative ribosomal protein/carboxylic ester hydrolase (Ppe1). The transcript has 6 exons. Gene Ontology annotation, biological process: protein demethylation. Gene Ontology annotation, molecular function: protein methylesterase activity. NCBI's taxonomy places the organism in Eukaryota, Fungi, Ascomycota, Eurotiomycetes, Eurotiales, Aspergillaceae. The coding region runs from base 1 to 1392 and encodes 463 amino acids. The record is from RefSeq and is a predicted model, not a curated record.
AUGACGGCCCUUUACAAGUCCUACGGCUUUGGCACGACAUCUCAGGCCUGGAAGCCCUCCAGCUGGAAGGCCAGCAGAGAUAUUAGUCAGCACCGCGGUAUCCACCUUGAGAUGAGUGACCUCCAUAAAUCAUUUGCCAAGUCAAAAUUGGCCAAAUUCCCACCCGAAGCACCAAUGCCUGAGUCUAUGAGCUAUUCAGAUGAUGCCUGGGAGAAUGGCUCCUCGAAUUCAUCGGUGUCGUCGACCGGGACGAUGGUCCCGUCACCUACGCGACAGCUAUUCGCCCGAACGGGCCGACGACAAUCAUCUCAAACUUCUUUGUUAUGGACAGACUUCUUUGACCAGGAGCUCUUUCUUCCAGAAGAAGUGAAUAAUCUCCAUAUUGUGCACCAUGCCUAUUUGACACCGCCGACUGAGUCAGGUCCGCUUUUUGUCAUGCACCAUGGGGCCGGUUCAUCCGGACUUUCUUUCGCGACUUGCGCAGAAGAGAUCCGGAAGAUCCUCCCAAAAGCGGGGAUCUUGUCCCUGGAUGCUCGGAGCCAUGGCCGCACUGUCAUGACCACAUUGGACAGUAAGACCGACGACGAAGCUCCUUCGACAGCAGUGGCAGCCGAGUCUGAGUCAUCAGGGGAGAUUGAGCUCGACCUCAGUCUUGAGACUCUAAGCCGGGAUCUAGUCCAUGUGAUCUACCAGACACAAACCAGGAUGAGCUGGGAGAAGCUCCCUGAUAUAAUUCUGGUUGGGCACAGUCUAGGCGGUGCGGUAAUUACAGAUGUUGCAAAGAAAGGAGAGCUGGGUCCGAAGCUGUUGGCAUACGCGGUGCUCGACGUAGUUGAAGGGUCUGCAAUGGAUGCUCUCCAGAGCAUGGAGAAAUAUUUAUCAACUCGUCCAACCCGAUUUCCCUCCUUGCUAUCUGGAAUUGAAUGGCAUACUCGUUCGCGCACAAUCCGGAACACGACCUCCGCUCGUGCCUCUGUUCCAUCACUCCUAUAUGAAGAAAGCGAGCCUAGUGACCCUUCCCGUCCUUGGGUGUGGCGCACCAGCCUCUCUGCAACGAAACCUUUCUGGGAAAACUGGUUUGUUGGCUUAAGUAGAAAGUUUCUCGACGCACGAGGUGGCAAGUUGCUACUACUUGCUGGGACUGAUAGAUUGGAUAAAGAGUUGAUGAUCGGGCAGAUGCAAGGAAAAUAUCAACUCCAGGUCUUCCCUGAAGCGGGUCAUUUCGUCCACGAGGACCAGCCUGCGAAGACAGCGCAAAUUCUGGCGGACUUUUACCGACGAAACGACCGGAGCGCAUUGGUGCUCCCGCCUAAGGUGGCGGAUAUGCAAGCAUCAGCGGCGAUGAAGAAGGGAACAGGUGCCCCUGGUGGCCCAACGGGACACCUGAAAUAG